Funneliformis caledonium is the source of this 1029-nucleotide messenger RNA. The record is from the annotation of a GenBank genome assembly. Lineage: Eukaryota; Fungi; Glomeromycota; Glomeromycetes; Glomerales; Glomeraceae.
AUGUCCCCACAUUUAGUACAAAUCGCUGAAUUAAAAGGACACUCUGACAGAGUUUGGUCUGUUUCUUGGUCACCUACGGGCAACAUUUUAGCUUCUUGUGGUGGUGAUAAAACUGUACGUUUAUGGGUUCCAACCUCCGAAGACAACCCCUCGGAAUGGAUUUGUACAAAUACUUUGGAAGGUGCUCAUAAAAGAACCAUAAGAAAUGUUUCAUGGAGUCCGAGCGGUCGACAACUCGCAACUGCUAGUUUUGAUGCACUUACUGGUAUAUGGGAACGAGAUGACGCUGGAGAUUAUGAAUGCGUCGCUACAUUGGAAGGUCACGAGAAUGAAACAAAGUCGGUUGCGUGGGCCUCGUCAGGUUCUUUAGUUGCUACAUGUGGCCGUGAUAAAAGUGUUUGGAUAUGGGAAGCAGCGGCAGAUAAUGACUUUGAAUGUAUAUCGGUUUUGCAAGAACACAUACAAGAUGUAAAGAUGGUUAUAUGGCAUCCAACUAAUGAAUUAUUGGCAUCGGCAAGUUACGAUGAUACAAUAAAACUUUGGCGAGAAGAUGAUGACGACUGGUAUUGUUCAGAUACGUUGGAAGGACACGAAAGUACAGUUUGGGCUAUUGAUUUUGAUAAAGAUGGCGAGUAUUUAGUAUCCGCUUCGGAUGAUAAAACAAUUAAAUUCUGGAAAGGCUUUCCAAAUGAUAAUCAAGAAGGGACGGAUGCUCAUCGAGGUCAUUCUAAAUGGAAAUGUGUACACACAUUAAGCGGUCAUCAUACGCGAUGUGUUUAUUCUGUGAGCUGGUCAAAAGUUCACGGACGUAUCGCUAGUGGGAGUGCUGAUAAUGUUAUUAGGGUUUUUGAUAAAUCUUCACCAAAUGAUAUAAAUCCUUCCAAUUUUUCAUUAGUCGCUUCAAUACCUUCUGCUCAUGGAGUUGCUGAUGUUAAUUGUGUACAAUGGUAUCCUACUGAAAGACAUUCUGAUUGGUUAGCUUCAGCCGGAGACGAUGGAAUUGUUAGAAUAUGGCGAUUCGUUGAAUAA